CAAUUUAAUUUCACUACUACGCUCCCAAAAUUAUUGAAAAAAAGAAAAAAGAAAAAAAGAAAAACCUGAACAAAUCUUUCAAAUCCUUCUUCUUCAGAUCUAAAGAUAACAGUGAAUAAAACACCCUCUUUGAUUCUGUUUCUAAUUCUUCUUUCAUUCGCAGCAUUUUCAUUUUCCCCUAAUUUUUCCCCCAAUUGAAACCGGUUAUUGGAAAUCCCGAUGUCGGCUUCCACCGUGUCAAUCACGGCGGCGAACCCGGGGACGCGUCGACGACCUGUGGUCAUCACCGAGAAGAAAACCACCAGUAAUAUCGAACUCCUCGCUAACGACGUCACGGCUUCUCCAAAUGCCAUCGCUUCUGCCACCGGUGACGGCAAGACUCCGUCUACCCUCGGUAACGGUCGAGACUUGAGCCAUCACUCGAUCCGCGGCGAGGCUGUUCUUUCCAAGGAUUUGACGCCAGCAUCAAAGAGGAUUACUGGCGGGGAUUCUGCUGCCGUUACGCCGCGGCGGUUGCGGAAGACCGUUGGAAAAUCCGACAAACAGCGGUGGGUUACCGUGGCCAGGAUCUUUGCGAAGAAUUUUGUGCUAUUGGCGAUGCUUGCUGGUUUGGUUCAGUUGAUUAGGUGGUUUGCGUUGAAAUCCGGUGAAGGAGUUGUCGGUGGGUACACUGGGUUGUCGGAAUAUGAGGACCGGAUUUCGGAAAUGGAGGGUUUGUUAAAGAAGACGACGAAGAUGAUUCAGGUACAGGUGGAUGUGGUGGAUACGAAGGUUGGAGGGUUAAGGAAGGAAAUGGAUGCGAAAAUUGAGCAACAAGGUGCAUUCUUGGAGAAUGAGUUGAAGAAAUUGGUGACAAAGAGUGAGAAAUUGGAGAGAUAUUUGGAUGAGUUGAAAGUAGAGGAUUUGUUAACAAAGGAGGAGUUUGAGAAAUUUGUUGAGGGUUUGAGCAAGGGGAAGGGGAAUAGUUAUGAAGGUGCUGGUUUGGAUGAGAUAAGGGAAUAUGCAAGAGGUGUGGUUGAGACGGAGAUUGAGAAGCAUGCUGCAGAUGGGCUUGGGAGAGUGGAUUAUGCCCUUGCAAACGGUGGAGCCGCAGUUGUGAGGCAUUCGGAUCCCUAUGAUAUGCGGAGGGGAAAACUGUUCUCGUUGUCUCCUGGAAAUGGUGUUCAUCCCAAUGCUGAUAAGAUGUUGAAGCCGAGUUUUGGGGAGCCCGGACAGUGUUUUCCGUUGAAAGGCAGCAGCGGGUUUGUUCAGAUUAAGUUGCGAGCUGAAAUUAUUCCUGAGGCUAUUACCUUGGAACAUGUAGCAAAGAGUGUUGCAUAUGAUAGAUCUAGUGCUCCUAAGGACUGUAGGAUCUCUGGUUGGCUGCAGGGGCGAAAUACUGAUUCUCUAAUUGAUACUGAAAAGAUGUUUCUUCUGGCAGAGUUUACAUAUGAUCUUGAGAAGAGCAAUGCUCAAACUUUUAAUGUGUUGAGUUCAGCAGGUUCUGGAGUUAUUGACACAAUAAGGUUUGAUUUCACGUCAAAUCAUGGAAGUCCUUCACACACCUGUAUAUAUCGCUUGAGAGUUCACGGUCACGAAUCUGACUCAGUUUCUAUGAUGGCAAUUGAGUCAUAAAUGUAUCAUUUGUUUGUUUGAAAGUAAUUCAUCUGUGUAAUUGUUCAGUAUUAUUUGUUUAGAUGUAGGUAGGAAUCCAUGGACUAAAUAUACUAGAUGCAGUCAGUAAUGUCGUUGUUUGUGUAUUUAACUUCUUAUUGCUGCUUCAAAUGGAUUAUGUAUUUAGUGUAUGAUUUCUGAAUUAGGAAGAUGAUAGAUUUCACACUUUUGGGUUA
Lathyrus oleraceus (garden pea) is the source of this 1829-nucleotide messenger RNA. Its product is annotated as SUN domain-containing protein 2. The coding region runs from base 220 to 1614 and encodes 464 amino acids. Gene Ontology annotation, cellular component: nuclear envelope. The record is from RefSeq and is a predicted model, not a curated record. Gene Ontology annotation, molecular function: protein-membrane adaptor activity. NCBI's taxonomy places the organism in Eukaryota, Viridiplantae, Streptophyta, Magnoliopsida, Fabales, Fabaceae. The transcript is spliced from 2 exons.